This is a messenger RNA of Seriola aureovittata, 2096 nucleotides long. RefSeq names its product BTB/POZ domain-containing protein kctd15-like. Gene Ontology annotation, molecular function: protein binding. Gene Ontology annotation, biological process: protein homooligomerization. The record is from RefSeq and is a predicted model, not a curated record. The transcript has 5 exons. NCBI's taxonomy places the organism in Eukaryota, Metazoa, Chordata, Actinopteri, Carangiformes, Carangidae. Bases 931 to 1743 code for a protein of 270 amino acids.
GGAGGAGCAGGAGGAGGGGAGUGUGAGCGGGAGUCUGUGGAUGGAUGUGACAGUCAGCGGCCACAUGGCCUCAUCACACCCGGCCCACUGUAUCUGCGUAAAGCUGCGCGCACCGGAACACAAAAUGGUUCCUGUCUGCGCGGCGGAUGAUCCGGUGAACGGACCGAAGCUCCGCUGACUCUCAGCCUGAUUUCAGACGCGGAGGCAUUUUAGGAUUCAGCUUUCAGAGAUGAGGAGCAGAAUAAAACGGAUCUGUGUGCGCACCCUCCCGGCGCACAUCUCCAUCUACCAGUGCGCAGUAAUUGAAAUGGCGCAUUUGGCCUCGGGCUGUUGGAAGGGCAUAAUGCAUGACGAUAGACGUCAUUUGGCUCCAGAGCCAGAGGGAUGUUUGAUGCUGCUAAAAUGUACGAGCAGUCGGGGACAGAGUCGCGGACGUGCGGAGCCGCAGCUGCAUAUUUAAACACGGAGGAAGCGGAGCUGCUGAUUUUCUCUGUGGAGACGACAGGACGGAUUUCUGUUUGAUGGAUAAAACAUUCUUGUGAUAAAUCAGCCCACAUCUCUGCGACAGCUCGCGCUCCUCUCCCCGGCUGACAGGAACGAGUUGGGGCGAGAGAGAAAGAACAAACCGCCCGCAUUAUUGUAACCUAAUCCUGGCCCCCGGGGGUCUGAAGGGCCCCGGGCCAGACUCCUCUUUCAGCCCUCCUCUUUAUUCUUUCGGAGACACGGACGGGCUUGUUUUGCUGCUUCUGCUACACACACACACACACACACACACACACACACACACACACACACACACACACACACACACACACACACACACACACACACACACACACCGGAGGACAGAGACAGACUGACGAGGACGUGAAGUGAACCGGUAUCAUCACAUUUCAAACCCCGGGACGGAGCAGACAGACGCCGGUCUCCAUGUCUUCAGUAUCGGUGUCCUCUCAGGAGGGGCGGAGCAUGUCCAGGAUGUCUCUGAGCCGCUCACCUGUGUCCCCCAUGACCGCCCAGGGCAUCCCGUCUCCUGCCCAGCUCACCAAGGCCAAUGCCCCCGUCCACAUCGAUGUGGGGGGGCACAUGUACACCAGCAGCCUGGCAACGCUCACCAAGUACCCCGAGUCCAGGAUCAGUCGUCUGUUUAAUGGCACUGAGCCCAUCGUGUUGGACAGUCUGAAGCAGCACUACUUCAUCGACAGAGACGGAGACAUCUUCCGCUACAUCCUCAGUUUUCUGCGGACCUGCAAACUGCUGCUUCCUGAGGACUUCAAGGACUUCCCCCAGCUGUACGAGGAGGCCCGGUACUACCAGCUGACCCCGAUGGUCCGGGAGCUAGAGCGCUGGCAGGCGGAGCGGGACGCCCAGCGGGCGUCGCCCUGCGAGUGCCUGGUGGUGCGAGUGACGCCCGACCUGGGCGAGAGGAUCGCCCUGAGCGGGGAGAAGGUCCUGAUCGAGGAGAUCUUCCCCGAGACCGGAGACGUCAUGUGUAACUCUGUGAACGCCGGCUGGAACCAGGACCCCACCCACGUCAUCCGCUUCCCGCUCAACGGAUACUGCAGACUCAACUCUGUCCAGGUCCUGGAGCGUCUGUUUCAGAAGGGCUUCAGCAUCAAGGCGUCCUGCGGCGGCGGCGUCGACUCGUCCCAGUUCAGCGAGUACGUCCUGUGUCGGGACCUGCGGCACAGCCCGUCCAUCACCAGCACCCCGAUCCGGAUCAAACAGGAACCUCUGGACUGAAACAGGGACUACAGACUCUCUACACUCACAUCUGGAUCCUGCAGACGCCUCCACAGCUGGCAGGACGUACGCUGAGCUGAGAGACUCUCGGUGACCUUUGACCUCUGCUGUUUUUCAUGUGGAGGCUGGAGUCAUGUGACAGAACCGGACCGGACCCUGAUCAGCUGAUGAUGUGGAUCAUCUGUCCGGUCGUUUUUAUAAACGUGUCCAGAUAAUUUAAUUCUUUUUAUAAAGCGGCCAUUUUGGAAAUGUAUAUUUAAUGUAUUCGUUAGCUUCCUCAGUGUCACACUUUUUCAUUUGUACAGAUGUAUUGAUUAUUGAUUAAAGGGUCUACGACGUCGUGUUUUCAGUCA